AUGCACGUGGUCGGAUUGGGUCUCGGCUCCUGGCUUCUGAGUCCUGCUCAAGUACAACUAUAUCUCGAUUCUUUCGGAGAGGUUUUGCAGGAACUCCCAUUAGCUCACGUGGCGGACGUGCACUUCAGUUGGAUUCCGGGCAAUGACGUGGCUGGAAUCCGUAGCGGAGAAUACACGCGAUACGGAGUGAAGGUGCACCUCUCGAAACGCAACGCUCAGGAGAAACUCAAGGGCGAGAACGACGGAAAACUCCUAGUCGUCUCGUACGCCUGGAACGGUAACGCCUUCCCAGGGAACGAUUACUGGAUGGGAGUUCUGAGUGGCACUGGGGAUCCUGCCGCUGCCUACAGUUCGCUCAUUCCUCAGCUGCAUAAUCCACUCGUGAACCAGUUUGUGGACGGGAAGCACGCGGUUGUUCUUUCCCCCUCCCCCGAGUCACACGAACCCGACUUCAUUCAGUGCCAGUUGUUUUUGUCUCUUCCACUCGAGAGGGAAAUGUCACCUGGCUCUUUGGCUCCAGUCUUCUCGAGGAUCUUCAACUUCCACGCGGAUCUCCAGCAAACUCUCCGACUCGUCCACACCAUCGAGGCCGGAGAAGAUGACUUGGAGGCCGUCGGACGACCACGAUUACUACCAGGCCUGGCCCGACGAGGUAAACUCAACGUGUCUCGGUAAACCCCGUAACGAGCCUCAUCCUCCUCCCAUCCGAUCCGAUCGCCUUAUUGACGCCGCCGGAGAUAUAACAAGAGUGUCAGGAAUCGAUUCACCCCCGG
Messenger RNA from Darwinula stevensoni, 773 nucleotides. Lineage: Eukaryota; Metazoa; Arthropoda; Ostracoda; Podocopida; Darwinulidae. The record is from the annotation of a GenBank genome assembly.